Messenger RNA from Penicillium salamii, 510 nucleotides. The record is from the annotation of a GenBank genome assembly. NCBI's taxonomy places the organism in Eukaryota, Fungi, Ascomycota, Eurotiomycetes, Eurotiales, Aspergillaceae.
AUGCCAUCAGCAACUUGGACCUAUCUGACUUCUAUCCUUCCUACUCCAACCCUCAUAACUCUUAACAAAAUGUUUACGUGCGGCGAAUGCGGCAAUCGUUACUAUUCAAAAUUCGAAUGUGAAGACCACAUGAAUGCGUACAACCACUGGUUUGACUGUGAGACCUGUGAUCGUGUCUUUAUGGACCAGAAUUCGUGCAAUCAGCAUAUGCAAUCCGCGGAUCAUUUCAGCGACCGGUACUGUCGAGAAUGCAAGAAAUACUUCCAAAAUGCACACAACCUCCGCCAGCAUUUGAAUUCAAGGACGCACCGGGGAUCAGAUGUCAAAUGUCCUUUCUGCAACACCGGAUUCGUGACCCAUAGUGGCGCGUCACAUCAUCUGGAGACUGGCUCAUGCCCCGGAGCUCCACGUCUCAAUCGCGAAUCAAUCGCUCGUGUCGUUCAGCGUCUCGACACCGCCGGCGUCAUCGCCAAGAAGCAAAUCGAAUGGCAUGAGCAGAAUGUCGAGUAA